AGGCGAAGUACUCGGGCAAGUUUAUUUCUAUAUGGUUGUUCCCCAGACUCAUCUGCCGGUAUUAGUUGCGGUCCAGUGCCCCAAUCUCUCCUGUGGUUACUGCCGCUGUCCCGUUAACAAAAGGUGCACCCUCUCCUGGCUGGUUCAGUCCUGUCCGGGCUACAUGGACAGUAAUUAGCCUCGUGGGGGAGCGUAAGCCUCAAUUUUAUUGGCCAGCUUAGUUGUAGAAAGAAAGAUGCACUGACUUUCAGGUCUGGUGCUCUUAACAUAUAAUUCAUAAUAAGACCAGGAGAAUAUGUCAACAGAGGCAUUAGACAGUAGAAUUGUGGAGAGACGAAUACUGUUACCUUUCGUCCUUCAAAAUUGUAACUCAGUCAAAUAAGAGUCGAAAAAUCAGUGAAAAUUUUCUCGAUCUCAUGAUCUUCUGUACUUCUAUUUACCUGCGCACACAAACAAAUUAGACCACACGGCAGGUCGGCAGAACGCAACGAUUACAAAAGACUAGCAAAGGAUGGCUGACCAAACCUCAAAAGAUUCGCCGUGCACCUGCGUCAGCAUGAUAAUCAAAUUGGACCCGAAUUUGCUGCAGAGAAGGGAGUCUUUAUUCGCGAGCUCUGAAGCUCAGUCCAUCAUCGAGCAGAUGACGGGGGUCUCCGGCAACGGGCAGGUCAUCCUCAAGAAAUCUACCAAAUCGGAGGCUGAAAAACCCGCGGAGAAAGCACCUACGGACGAGGCACCAUCGUCCGCGGAGGGCACAGAGGAAUCCAAUCGAGUCACCGAGAACAAAAAGGCCAAGCCGAGUAAGGCGCAACCAAAAAACUCCAUUGCUGAUGUUGCCUCGAAAGUGAUGAAUACCAACAAGUUGUACACUAACGACAGGACCGCCCGUGCGGUCAAUAAGUGGCGAGCAUUCCGCGAAAGGGGGGAAAAAACCGGAUUGGCCGAUGAAGCGGGGCGGGAGCAGAGCGGAGCCCAAGACGAAGAGGACCAGAAAGCUGAGGAAGGAGAGUCGAACGACAAGACCACGGACUCCGCACCGUCGAACCUGCCUACCUCUGCUUCGAAGACACCCAUCCAUGCUAACGCCGUGGAAGCUAACAUAGAAGAUGAUAAAGAAACCGACGAUGACAGCGACAGUGACAACGACACGAAAUCCACCAACAAGCCGCGAGUCGCGUCCCCAACUCCCCCGAUAUCCCCAGUCCUGAACAGACCGGCUCGUGCCCGAUUCGGUCGCCGGUACUCCAUGCCGUUAAACGCGUUACCGACCACCGGUGCUCCGCAACCAUCUCCGGCCGGCUCACCCCAGCACGGCACCCCGAGAGCCUCCAGGGACUCCUCGCCCCUCAGCGCCCACCGUCCGCACCUGACGGCUGCCAUCACGCACCUGCAGAACAACCGGGAGAAGUUGUCCACGCUCUUCGACAAGAGGUCGGCGAUGAUCUCCACUUUGGACAGGGGACACGAAGUCACGGGGGCAGGGGGAGAGCGAAAGGUGACGCGGCUGUGUCGCCGUCGUGCCUCGGACUCCACUGCCACUCUGUCCGACUUCCUCCAACAACAACAGAUCAAACUGACUGGGAACGGUACGGGUAGACUUUUACAGCGGCGCGGGUCCGUCUGCACUACCGGCCUCCGUAACCGACAGACGCCCAGUCAGAGCCCAAGAGGUGCCCCGAUCUUAAACGACCAUCGACCCCAGCUCAAAAGCCGAAGCUGCGAAGAUGUCGCAGCGCAGAAUCAGCGCGCUCAGCCUCACCCUCCAUGGCCGUACACCAGUGGCAGGCGGGGGUCUAUCUGCGUUGGCCAGAUCGCACAUGCAAAAGACGAGUCCUUACCCGGUGCAAAAUCCCCACAGAAGCCGGUAGACAGGGAGGCUUCACUCGGACCGAUUUGUUCGGUCAAAAAGACUCUCCAGGAUAAAACUACGGAUGAAACAUGUGGAACGAACAAUGAUUCUGUGAACAACAAGCCACCAGAACAAGGACCGUCUCAUCAGUACAUGAACCGAAGACGAGGUUCGGUAAGCACGGCACAGAUCGCCCGUACUCGAGAGAUGAUGCAGGAGCGACAAGCACUGGCCAACAGCGACCCUAAGAAGAACGAACUAAGCAAGAGCGUGCCGCUGACCGUGGCCAACAUCAAGACCCACAAUUCGCUGCUGUCUCCGUACUCAUUGCAGCUCUACAACGAGCGGAUAUCAUCAUCAUCAGCAGGACUGACUAAGACUGGAGAUUCCACUAAAUCAGCUGAGAUUGUAGACAAAUCGUCUGCCCCUGACGGAGCUGACCAAGCUCGGAGGAGCUGGGAGAAACGAGAGCCCAAGCGGGAGGAAGCGGUUGGAGGGAAGGAGGCAGGCUCCUCACCACGCCGUGCUUCAACCCCGGCCGUACUCAUGCCUGAUUCCACCAAUCAGCAGAGCUACUCAUUGUUCCUGCGGACAGAAAGCGAGAUCAAAGAAGACGUAGAGCGAGAGAUUCAGGAGAGGGUGGCCCGCAGGAGACGCGAGCUCCUGGCGGUCCGAUGCGUCAGCGCCAAGGGGGCUCAGCGGCUCGAGGCCCGGGCUCUUGCACAGUCGGCGGCAGGUCGACUCAAGAGGAACCUUCAAGAGGUGACCAAGCAGCGAAAGACCAAAGAACUCAUGCAGAUUGAGGAAGAAAGGAAUCGGCUUUUCAAACAGAUGCUGCUGCUGUCUUGAUAUUGAGACUGAAAAGUCAAGUUAUGUAGGUCAAUCUUGACUUUACAAAAAUAGUCCGUCAAAACUCCCGUCUUAUUUCUUCUAACAUAAUCAGACUCUCAUUUGCUCAUUAUCUUCUCAAAGAAAAGUUAAUCUGGUGCAGUCAUUCAUGUUGGCAAGCCCGGUAUGAUUACCACAAGGAUCGCUUUUGGGUUUCAGUUGUCAUCUACAAUCGAUGAGUCUAUACUCAAACAGUGCUGUCUCCUGCCAAUUCCAAGUUGGAUCUUGGCUUAGAAGAAACCAAUGUCUUUCUAGAACACAAAUAUGUGAAUACACCUCCGCAAUGGAUUUGGGGAGUUCAACAUUAUCCAAGGGAACACAAUCCGAAAUUAGGAUUCCUUUUCAUUCGUUUAAUUUCACCAAUCCCAGUUAAUACGGCAGCUUGUUUUGAGGACAAACUCGAGCAUUAUACGUUACUUUGGUUUAGUCUUAAACAUUCUUAGAAUUUGCAUCCGUUAGUGUUCGGUCAAACUUUCAAUUUCGCGUAACGAACAUUCGUAAUAAUUUAAUUUUAUUAUAUUUUUGUUAGUAAAGUGUUUUCGAGCGCUAUAAAUGAUAUUGGAGUAUUUCCGUUCAGUUACUCAACUUUUACCAAAUUUGUAAUGUUAACUCAUUAACAGAUUAUGAAUGACAUAAUUCGACUCCGAAUGCUGAUGAUGAUAAUUGGGUUCUAGGUAUUACAUGGAUAAAUAAAAAGAUGUAGGCCUCUUUUUUGAUAACAUAA
This is a messenger RNA of Patiria miniata (bat star), 3461 nucleotides long. RefSeq lists its product as uncharacterized. The transcript has 2 exons. The record is from RefSeq and is a predicted model, not a curated record. Bases 512 to 2698 code for a protein of 728 amino acids. NCBI's taxonomy places the organism in Eukaryota, Metazoa, Echinodermata, Asteroidea, Valvatida, Asterinidae.